Molecule: messenger RNA, 1626 nt
Organism: Punctularia strigosozonata HHB-11173 SS5
Lineage: Eukaryota; Fungi; Basidiomycota; Agaricomycetes; Corticiales; Punctulariaceae
Product: WD40 repeat-like protein
Exons: 4
Coding region: 1-1626 (541 amino acids)
Molecular function (GO): protein binding
Source: RefSeq, a predicted model, not a curated record
AUGGACGGCGAUGACAACGUCCUCUGUGCGGAAUUCUCCGACGAUGGAAAACACAUCUUCUUUGUCUCGCUCGGAUCAUCAUGCUGCACUAUACAUGUGCGAGAUGCGGCGACUGGACAGCCGGCCCGUCGACCUGUGCGCUGUGAUACAGAUAGUGAUGUCUGCUCUGCCGCCUUCUCCUCAGCGCGAGACCUCAUAGUGGUGGGGUUGCAGGACUGCACGAUUCAGGUUUGGAACACCACCGCAGGGCAGCAUAUUCACACGCUCAGAGGGCAUAUGGCGCGGGUUCUAUCGGUUGCUUUCUCUCCUGACAGCAAGCAGAUUGUGUCAGGCUCGUCUUACAAGUCGGUCUGUGGUUGGGAUGUGCAGUCUGAGAAGUUCGUCCAUCCACCGACGGUCUGUAUUUGGGAUGUGCAGUCUGAGAAGCUCGUCCAUCCACCACUCCAGGGACAUACGGCCGGGGUCCGUUCCGUGGCUUUCUCGCCUGACUCUAACUGGGUGGUCUCAGGUUCAGAUGAUGGAAUGAUUUGCUUAUGGGAUACCACAACGGGAACACUCGUGCACGAGCCAUUGCGCGGCCGUCCAUACGGUAUAUCCUAUACCGUGCAGCUGUGGGAUCCCAACUCCGGCCAGCCUAUCGGGUCCCCUCUUCGGGGCCGCACUAGCAGUGUCACAGCGUUGGCGAUCUCCCCGGACGGCAAGUUCGUUGUAUCCGGUUCUCUAGACGGUGCCGUUUAUCUCUGGGACACAAAAAAACAGGCCCUUUGCACGACUUUCCAUGGUCACUCUGACGAGGUGAAUUCUGUAGCGUUCUCGGGAGACGGCCAGUACAUCGUCUCCGGAUCAUACGACAGGACUACUAUACACAUAUGGGACAUCUCCACCGGGGAGCGUUCACAGGAACCUCUCGAAGGUCACACUGAUGAGGUCACAUCCCUUGCCUUCUCACCAGAUGGGAAGCGCAUCGCAUCGGGCGCACGAGACCACACAAUACUCCUAUGGGACGUCGAGACAGGUCAGACUGUAUGCGCACCAUUGGAGGGGCACACCAAACCAGUAUAUUGCGUUGCCUUUUCGCCAGAUGGCGCUUAUCUCGUCUCCAGUGACCGCGCUGGCGUCAUUCGGAUCUGGGACUCUGCCACGGGACAGACGAUCUGCGGUCCUUGGCGUGGCGAUGACGAUUGCGUUAACUCCGUCGUUUUCUCGCCGAACGGACGCUGCGUGGCCUCGGGCGGAGAGGAUGGUACAGUUCGCGUUUGGGAUGCGGUCACCGGGGAGGCGAUUCGCGAGCCGUUUCGGGACGAUUGCGUGGUCUCAACCCAACCGCAGUCCGCAUCGUUCUCACCAAACAAGAAUCACGCUCUUGCCAACAUUCAGCUCAUAGUCCCUGGCGCUGAACAGAUGUCACGGUUCCAAAUCGACGAUUCGUUCACGCUGAAGGACGACGGGUGGCUCAUGGGACCUGACGAUCGGCGCCUGAUCUGGAUACCGGUUCAGAAUCGUGACAUAUGGAGACCGCAGAACAGGCGGACCAUCAUAGCUUUGGGUGCGGUGACCACGCUUGAUCUGAGCAACUUUGCUCACGGCGAGAAGUGGGCCGAGUGCUACGAGGAGAGCUCAUCCUGA